This is a messenger RNA of Pongo pygmaeus (Bornean orangutan), 3507 nucleotides long. It is a transcript of the gene LYSMD4, whose product is annotated as LysM domain containing 4. The transcript has 3 exons. Bases 904 to 1794 code for a protein of 296 amino acids. Lineage: Eukaryota; Metazoa; Chordata; Mammalia; Primates; Hominidae. The record is from RefSeq and is a predicted model, not a curated record.
GUAGCCAAUCCGCAGGCGCGGCGGCGGCUGCGGGUCGUGGGUCGUGGGUCGGGGGUCGCAGGUCGGGGGGUCGCAGGUCGCAGGUCGCCGGUCGCCGGUCGCGGCGGAGCCUGGGCGCUGAGGUACCGGGGUCUGGACGAGGGGUCCGCGGUCUGGCUAGGGAGCCGCGCGGGCUCAUGGCGGUACGGCGGCCUGGCCUAGCUCGUGGGUUCGCAGGCGGGCCGCCCCUCCCCGGGCUCCUAGGGGGACCCUCCAGCUGAAGGGGCGGUGGCCGCGACUGUCGAGGGCUGGCCCCAGGUGGCUAGGGUUGGGGGUCAGAGGUCAGAGGUUCUGCCUUAUGGAAUGUUAGGGCCCCGCCCGUGGAGCCCUAGGGCCGGGCCGCUCCCCAUUUUCCUGUCAACUCUUGUUGAGGUGCCGCAUCUUUUCGCAGAAGGGACUCGGAGGGAAGCGGGCCUGAGAGCUGCUGCCGCCCCUGAGCUCGGCCGCGAAGGCUGGCCCCGUCCCCGGGCUGCCGCCGUGGUCCUGCAGGUGACCCUCAACCCCUCGAGGACCGCCGGCCGCCUCCCUCCUCUGGGCAGGCUCAGGAGUGCGCGGAGCGGGCUGUGGGUCUGUGGCCCUCGAAGGCGUGGCGUGGGCCGGGAGUAGGGGGUCGAGCUGGGGCCACAGGCUGUCCCCGUAUGGGCUGCUCCCCUGUGGCUCCGAAGCCACCUUUUUCUGAAGUUGUCGGCGUGUUCGAGAUUUCGUUUCUGGAAUCUCACCCGAACAACUUGGAGAGAGGAACAGGGGUGUUGUGGCUUUGGCUGUUGACUCAACGUGAAAAUAAAAACCAGACAUGGGGAAGUAAUGAAUGCAAAGUGACCCGUGAGCAAGCCGGACGGUUUUCUCCGGCUGACAGUGAAGAAAAUGAGGCACAAGGAAUUGUUAAGCAAGACCUUCCAAGGCCCAGCUGUUGUCUGUAGGACUCCGACCAGCCACGUAUACAUGUUUAAGAAUGGCAGUGGGGACUCGGGGGACGCUUCUGAAGAAGAGUCUCACCGUGUGGUUUUGCGGCCCCGCGGCAAGGAGCUCCAGAAGAGCGGUGUCCACCAGCCUCACCAGGCGGGAGCAGGUGACGUGGUGCUGCUGCAGCGGGAGCUGGCCCAGGAAGACAGCCUCAACAAGCUGGCUCUGCAGUAUGGCUGCAAAGUUGCAGAUAUCAAGAAAGUCAACAAUUUCAUCAGAGAACAAGACUUAUAUGCUUUGAAAUCUAUUAAGAUUCCAGUGAAAAACCAUGGGAUCCUGACAGAGACCCACAAAGAACUAAAACCCCUUCUGAGCCCAUCUUCCGAGACCACAGUGACCGUGGAACUGCCAGAUGCAGACAGAGCAGGUGCAGGCACCGAUGCCCAGGCCAGCCAACUGAUGGAUUUCUUUAAGGGGAUUGACCAGGACAUUGAGUGUGCAGUGCAGUCAGAAAUCUUUUUACAUGAAAGUUACUGCAUAGACACCUCCCAUCAGCCACUGCUCCCGGCACCUCCAAAGACGCCAAUGGAUGGUGCAGAUUGUGGCAUUCAGUGGUGGAAUGCUGUUUUCAUCAUGCUUCUAAUUGGUAUUGUCUUGCCUAUCUUUUAUUUGGUCUAUUUUAAAAUACAAGCUAGUGGUGAGACCCCUAAUAGCUUGAACACAGCUGUCAUCCCCAAUGGCUCAAUGGCAAUGGGUACAGUUCCAGGGCAAGCCCCCAGACUAGCAGUUGCAGUGCCAACCGUCCCUUCUGCAGACAGCCAGUUCAGUCAGACCACCCAGGCAGGGAACUAAGCUUUGUUUUUAAAGAAUCAGCCCAGCUUUAGCAAUUGGCUGUUGAUGUGCCUCAGCUGUCAUUGGCGAUGGCCUAGGGGUGCUGCAUUUUGCUUCCGGGGAAGGAUGGACACUUUUCAGAAGUCACUGCAGUAUUCUCAAUUGCACUGGCCCUGGGCAUGGCCUUACCCAGUCUAAGCCGGCAGGAUCUAAAACAGCAGCGACCUCAGCCUCUAUCCAGAGAGGUGCAGCAAGAGAGCCAUUUCCAUGUGACAUUUAGUGGACUGGCCAGUUCAUAGCAGCACUGUGUGGACCCCCAAGUUGGACGUGCUUGGAGGGAAAGAAAUGGCCUCUGUGAAGGGACCUGCAGUGUGAGAGCCAGUGGCAUCUGCAUGGGUUGCCUGGCUCUCGGUGUAUCCUCACUUGCUGUGGAGUGGGGAUUGGCUUUGAGAAGGAGUGUUCUCUGUCUGCCUGGCAAAGGUGCUGUGGAAUAGUCUUGGCAUGCCACCCUGUUUUAGAGAGUGACAGUUACAAUUGUAACAAGCCUACUUCAUAUUGGCCCCCUCAGUUAGCCUUUUUGAGGCAAUGCCAUUUCUAGAGUUGAUAAAGCCCUGGACCCAAACUGCUGCACUGUUGAAUAAAGGGCAGUCCUGCUCCUGUCCUUUUAGAGCUGCUUAGUGUGACACACAGGCAUCUCCCAGGCCAAGCACACACAGGCUGUGCCCAGUUCCGCAGGAGCCGUCCCACAGUGUGGCUGUCUGGAUUCUCCCACUUGUCCUCCUUGGAAGGAGCUCUUGCAGGCCAGUGUUUGGAGGGGAGGAUGAGUGCCUGUCACUGAGGCUCCACCAUGGUUGGCAUCUGAAGCUGGGCAUUCGUCAGGCCUGUGCUGAGAGCCGCAGCCCCUGUGCACACCUAACACAGGGCGCUCCCCCUGCUGCUUCCCUGGCUCACUUCUUCGGAGCUCCAGAGUGAGAAGGCUGCUUCGUCCUUUUUCUCUGGGUGAUGCCCUUAACACUAUAUACAAUGUAACUCACAAUGUUCCAGGACCAAAGGCUUGAUGGAGGGGCUAGAGGUGACCCUUGUUGUUAAAGGCGAUCAGAACACCUGAGGGAGGAAGAGGCUUGCAGUUUUCCCAGCCCUUCCUGCUGCCAAGGCAGCAGUGGUGCUGUGGAUGGGCUGGGGACUGCUGGGCAGAGCCUGCUACUGCGUGGGAGUUGGUGCUGCCCUGUGGCAUGGAGCGGUGGGAGGCGCUGAGGUGGCUCUUGGCCCGGCCUCCAAGAGUUCUGGACAGGAGGCAGACACUGCCCAGAUGCUGGGUGGAGGGACAGUGAUGGCCUUUGACGCAUGAGGCCUGGAGAAAAGUUUCAAAGGUCUCACCAUGUAAAGAGUGAUUUCCAAUUUCUCUCCUUUCAGUUGUGUGAAAAAAACAACUGGCCUGGGUUCCAUUAGCAAAUUAAACCAUCUUCAAUCUUAAAUUAGAGACCAGAAUGAUCUUCAGGAUGGAAAGAACUUCUGAAUCUCUGCAAUAGGAAAUGUUUUGAUCAUGCAAGUGCUUUUCCAGCCAAAUGUCUGUGCUCUCCCUGUCACUGAGGGCCACAGGUUCUUCUAACAUCUGCCACUGGCACUUCACCAGGCAGGCCUUGGAGUUCCAUGACAGAAUCACUUUUGUCAGACAAAGAAUGUAUCCUUUGCUUUUCUCAAAUGGAAUAAAAUCAUUUCUUCUGUGAAGGAAAA